This is a messenger RNA of Metopolophium dirhodum (rose-grain aphid), 2206 nucleotides long. RefSeq names its product eukaryotic translation initiation factor 3 subunit E-like. Gene Ontology annotation, biological process: translational initiation. The record is from RefSeq and is a predicted model, not a curated record. Gene Ontology annotation, cellular component: nucleus; eukaryotic translation initiation factor 3 complex; cytoplasm. NCBI's taxonomy places the organism in Eukaryota, Metazoa, Arthropoda, Insecta, Hemiptera, Aphididae. Bases 231 to 1547 code for a protein of 438 amino acids. The transcript is spliced from 10 exons. Gene Ontology annotation, molecular function: translation initiation factor activity.
UGUAGGGUCUUUGGAAACGCGCGAUCCUGCAGUGACUUAACCUCAAAAAAUUACAUGUAACGCCACUCCGACGUUCCGAAGCUUUCAAGUUUCAGCUUGAUAUUCGGCGUCGUGCGGCGUACGCUGGUUUUCGAAAUAGAAUUUUUGGAUUUCGUGUUAAUUUUUUCCCAUCGACCGAAUCAGUUGUUACAUUCAUUGAAGUACGGAAUCCAUAAUUGUCACUCACAAACAUGGCCAAGUUCGAUUUGACGAGCAAGAUGACCAAAUACCUGGACCGGCAUUUGGUCGCCCCGCUGCUGGAGUUCUUGUGGGCGAAAAAGAUCUACAACGAGAAUGAAAUUUUGCAAGCCAAAUUAGACAUUCUUAAUAAGACUAACAUGAUGGAUUAUGUUAUCGAAAUUUACAAACAGUUGAAUCCUGAAAAAGAAGUACCCGAGGAAAUGAAAACUAGAAGAGAUCAAAUUGUAUCUCAGCUGAAUCAAUUUCAAAGUGAAGUUGAUGUUGUGAUGAAUUUCCUUAAAGAUGAUAAAGUCAUGAAAAAUAUGGAAACUAUGCGGGAUCCUAAAACACUGUCGACUUAUUUGACUAAUGAAUUCAACUUUAAAGUAGAAAUGAUGGAAAGUAUGUACAAAUUUGCCAAGUACCAUUACGAUUGUGGAAAUUACGCUGGUACAACAAGUCAUUUGUACUUUUAUUUAUUAGUUAUGUCGCCUACUGAUAAGAACUACUUGAAUGUUCUUUGGGGAAAAUUAGCAUCUGAAAUUCUUAUUCAAAAUUGGGAAACUGCUCUUGAAGAUUUAAACAAACUGCGAGAGUACAUUGAUUCCAAUACUAAUGGUUCUCCAUUGCAUUUGCUACAACAACGAACUUGGUUAAUUCAUUGGAGUCUAUUUGUGUUUUUCAAUCAUGUCAAGGGACGUGACCUUAUUAUUGACAUGUUUCUGUACAGGCCAAACUAUUUAAAUGCUAUUCAAACCAUGUGUCCACACAUUCUUCGCUACUUGGCCACUGCAGUAAUCAUCAAUCGUUCCAGAAGAGCAGCUAUGAAGGAUCUUGUUAAGGUUAUUCAACAGGAAUCAUAUACCUACCGUGACCCUAUAACUGAACUUCUAGAAAAUCUCUACGUUAACUUUGAUUUUGAAGGAGCUAGAGACAAAUUACACGAAUGCCAAAUUGUUCUUUUUAAUGACUUCUUUUUGACUGCGUGCCUUGAUGAUUUUGUAGAAAAUGCUCGUUUGAUGAUUUUUGAAACAUUUUGUCGUAUUCAUCAGUGCAUUAGUAUUGGCAUGUUAGCUGAGAAGCUUAAUAUGAACCCAGAGGAGGCUGAAUGCUGGAUUGUAAACCUCAUCAGGAAUGCCAGGUUAGAUGCAAAGAUUGACUCAAAACUUGGACAUGUUGUUAUGGGGACACAACCAUUAUCUCCCUAUCAACAGCUUUUAGAGAAAAUAGAUACAUUAUCAGUAAGAUCAGAAGCACUACAACAACUCAUCGAAAGAAAAGUCAAAGCUAAAACUCAAGAACAAGAUCCACUUUGGUACAAUCCUUGAAAAGCUGUUAAUAAUGUUAUUAAAAUAACUUUCAAUUCAUUUGCUGAAUUUUUUUGAAAACCUGAAACCCCUCGAAAUCCAUUUAAAAUUAAUUAACAGUAAUAAGAUAAUAUUAUCAUUUAAGAUCAGGUGUGGAUGCUCCCAAGUAGUUGUGUAAAUCUUGAAUAUUUGAAGAUACCAAUUUUACUUUUACUGUGUCUUUUUUUAAACGUUUGUGAGCUUCAUACCGAUGACAUCCACCAAAUGAAUAAAAGUAAUUACCACCCUCUCUUCCUACUAUCCAUAGCACGUCUAUUGGUGGUACUGAAUCUGUGAGAUCUGGAUCCUAAAUCAAAAACUUUUUAUUAUAUUAUCUGUAAAAUAAGUUUGUACAUUUAAAUUUAAGAAAAAGCAUAUUUUAUUUAUGCAAAUAAACAAUUUUUUAUAUUUUAUUCAGUAAAAUGUGUAUAUUGUUUCCUUUAAAAUAAGUAGAACAUAAAACUUCCAAUAUUUUUUGUUUUGAUUGUUACUGUUUAUUUGAUGUAUAAUUUUUUUGAUUUUUUUUUUUUUGUACUUUUACAUCAUUAAAUAUUGUAAUACACUUACUGACAAAGUAUCCAUUAAACUCUUAACCUUUCCUUCAUCUACUUGUGGUGGAAUUGGUCGUAUGAUUUCAUUAA